GUACGGAUGUUUAUUGCAUCUUACACUCGCUGUGCGGUUGCUGCGAUCGAAGUUUCCUCAGUGGUUGUAAGCUGCGAUGACCCAAUUGAAAUUAUUGACAUCCUCCGGAUUGCCUCCACCACUCAGAUCCCCGACCGGGCAGGCGGAAGCAGAUUUCCCCAUUGGCCCGUGAUCGAUCGUGCGGGGAAGAGGAUCGGUCCUCUCAGUCUCUCCACACGUUCCUGGAAGUGUGAGCUCGUUCCUGCGAAGUGCGAACUCGUUCGAGUGGACACAGACAUAUCACAUAUCACAUAUCCCAUCCGGCACCUUGUCCUCCCCUCUUUCUUUCCUCUCCACCCCAUUGCCUCUCCUCAUCGCCUCUCCACAUCACCUCUCCCCAUCCGAAUCUUCCAUUCAUCCCCUCCUUCAUCCCUUCAUCCAAACUCACAAACUAGGUUCAACUCGUCAUGCCUCCUUUCGUCCCUCCCCUGGCCGACCCCUCAAAGGUCAACCCGAGCCUGAGCGCCGAGCGUGCCUUGGUCUCCUUCAACGUCGAGACCCUGACCCAGUUCCUGCACGGUGCCAACCUCGACAAACAGCGUCACAUCCGUGCGCAAAUUGAGCAGGACCCCGUCUUCUCCAAUGCCGACAAACCCUUCCUGAGCCGCGAGCGCCUCUACGUGCGCUCACUCGAAAAGGCUGCCAAGCUGGUCGAGAUGCGAAAGAAGAACAAGUGGUCUGAAGAAGAUAUGUUGAUCGCCAUGAUGAUGGUCGGCGACUCAACUCCUCAGUUCCUGCAUGAAGCCCUGUUUAUCCCCACGCUCAGAACACAGCUUACGGAUGAACAGCAAAAGGUCUGGCUCCCAAGAGCUGAGAACUAUGAGAUCUUUGGAUGCUAUGCCCAGACGGAGUUGGCCCACGGAAGCAACUUGAGAAAGCUGGAGACCACGGCCACGUUCAUUCCUGAGACUGACGAGUUCGAGAUCGAUACCCCCACCAUCAACUCGAUGAAGUGGUGGCCUGGUGCUCUGGCCCAGACAAGCACGCACUGCGCCAUCUACGCGCGUCUGAUUCUUCACGGAAAGGACUAUGGUGUCCAUCCAUUCUUGCUCCAGAUCCGUGCUCCCGGUACCCAUGAUUCUAUGCCCGGUAUCGAACUGGGUAACCUCGGUAGCAAGAUUGGAUUCAACACGAUCGACAACGGCUUCAUGAGGGUCCACAAGGUCCGUAUCCCUAGGGACCAGAUGAUGAUGCGAAACUCCAGGGUCACUCGGGAGGGCAAGUACGAACCCGCCAAGAACGCCAAGAUGAACUAUUCGACCAUGGUGGCGAUUCGUGCCAAUAUUGUUAGGAAUGCUGGAUUUGCGCUGGGUCAGACCUUGACGAUCGCUAUCCGCUACUCGAUGGUCCGACUCCAGGGCGGUGAUCGACUCCCAUCACAGCAGGGACAGGAGGUCAAGGUUAUUGAUCAUGGAAUGCAGCGCUUCCGUUUGACAACCUCAUUGGCCCUUAGCUACGCUAUGUUGAUGACCGGUCGUGUCAUGACAGAGCUUCACCGUCGCAACUUGAAGAAUGUGAUCCAGGGCGAGGUCGGUCUUAUGGCUGAGGUGCAUGCGACCUCCUCAGGAUUGAAGGCCCUGACUUCCGAUUUGGCCACAGCUCAGAUGGAGGACACUAGACGUGCCUGCGGAGGACAUGGCUUUGCAUGGUGCGGCGGUAUCGUCGACAUCUUGACAACAACACUUCAGGAUGUCACUGUGGAAGGUGAGAACACCAUUCUUCACCUCCAGACAUCUCGCUGGUUACUCAAAACUGUCCUCCAAACUCUUAAGACCAAGGACUUAUCUGCUGUCCCUGCUGGAUUAAGGAACGCUCUUCAAGGCGGCGAACGUGUCCUCGACCAGGAGUCCUCGACAAUCGCGCCAGGAAAGCCCGUUACUGGUGAUGCCUUAAUUACCGCCUUCUGGCACCGUGAGGCGCGUGUUCUUCAGGAGGUCGUCGCGCGUAUCCUCAAGGAUGGUGGCGGAGAGGAGGCGAUGGCAAAGUCCCAGGUCCGCAUGGUCGAGCUGUCCAGGACGCACGGCGAAGGCAUGUUGGUCCGCAACUUUUACGAGGCCAUCCAAAAGGGGGAGCAGGCCAUUCGUGAGCAGGGCGGUGAUUCCAGCAAGGGUUACCUUCCUGUCCUGAAGAUGCUUUGCGAACUUCACGGUAUCCAUCGUCUUUUGGAGCAGGCAGGCGAUUUUGUCGAGGACGGAUAUGUCUCGAGAGAGCAGCUCGUUUGGUGCAGAGAGCGUCGUGCUCAGUUGAUCGACUUGUUGAGAUAUGAGCUGAUUGGAUUGGUCGAUGCAUUCGAUAUCUCGGACAACCAGCUCAACUCGGCCAUCGGUCGGUAUGACGGACGCGUGUACGAGUCCUUGUACGAAUGGGCAAAGUAUGGAAUGACCAUCGCGGAGAAGGGCAAGAACGGAGGUGUCUUGGGAUUUGAUGAGGUCAUGAAGGACGUCCUUGCCGAAGGCCGCCGCCUCAAUGGCGUUGCCGCUCCCAAGCUGUGAGGAAAUGAGUGUAUUUAUCGUGUAAUAAAAAUCCGAAAGAGUUAAAUUCCUUUUUAACAAAA
Molecule: messenger RNA, 2593 nt
Organism: Gamsiella multidivaricata
Lineage: Eukaryota; Fungi; Mortierellomycota; Mortierellomycetes; Mortierellales; Mortierellaceae
Exons: 5
Coding region: 447-2531 (694 amino acids)
Biological process (GO): lipid homeostasis; fatty acid beta-oxidation using acyl-CoA oxidase
Cellular component (GO): peroxisome
Molecular function (GO): fatty acid binding; FAD binding; acyl-CoA oxidase activity
Source: RefSeq, a predicted model, not a curated record